AACGGCAUUCAUUUUUCUUCACUCUCAGGCCAACAGAUCUGGCAGCAGAUCAACUUAGGCCCAGUGUGUUUUUACGCCAAUGGUAGAAGACCCGGGUCGUUCCAGUUUUUAGGCAACGAAGGACGGCUCAUGGCCGCCAUCAAGCUUGUCUAUCGAGAAGGAACCGUGCGUUGUACUUCGAGUACAGCGUUUAACAGUCGCUGGGGUUGUUACCAUCAUCCAUCCUUUCUGAAUCACCCACUUAACGUCGUGGUGACGGACCGAAGCAACAACGUGAUCUUCCCAGAUAAAAAGUACAUCAAAAAUGCCGCUGGCCUCUGGUACUACCUGCCCUUCACGGAUCCUCUGCACUCAGAUGAGAUUGUCUUCGGUAACUACGCAAAUCCAGUCUAUCUUACACGAGGAGCUGUAAUAAAAAUCUGGUAUGGAGAAGACCUUCAAAAUUGGAAUCAGGGAGAUAAUGGCGGCAGAGUUUGCGUGGAUGUUUAUGCUCAUCUGCAGUGACUCAUGAUUACUUAAGAAGUUAAUCUAGUGAAUGUGGAGUCUAUGUAACCAUGUGAAAUGAGAAUAAAGGUGUUGAAUGCCAAGAGAGACUCUAACUUUUUCUCUUUGCCUCAGUUUUUCUCUGCUUUCAAACUCAAAGAUGCCAAAGAUCUUCCCCAAAGCCCAGUUUUCCGAAAAGCAGAUAAAGCUAUCUACUGGAUAAUGCAAUUGGUUUCUCUUAUACUUAUUCGCUGGAUAGUGAUUUAUCCUAUGGAUAGUGCUAUCCAACGUUUGAACAACAGUGGCCAGGGCGUUUGCAACGAGGUUGGUCCAAGAUGGUGACAGAAAAUGUUUUAUGCUGUUGUGGAUGGUGACGCAACGCGUAAGACUUGAACGACAGUGAAUUAUAUCCAAAUCACUCUUCGUCCAAAUUGUUUUUUUUUUCGUCAUGCAGUCUGACUGAGUUUCAAAAAAACGUUAGAAUUCCUUGAAGACCUUACAAAAGUCACCCACUUUCUACUUCCCUUCUGCUCUUUCAGUUUUCAAUCUUUCUAUUUCUCCUCUGAGUUAUUACCAUUUGUGGGCUAUUUCUCUGACCUUGCAAUUUCCGUUCUAGUCUUCAUAUUUCCGGUCUGCUCGCCUCUGUGUUCAGUAUUCUUCUCAUUUCGUGGGUUGCAAUUUGUCGGUCAAAAAAGGCCAUUCUCACAAUGACCUGAAUUGACUACAAACAUCAAAUCUUUUCCCUUUUCUUAUUUAAUUUAUCAGUCCCAGUGAGUUUGAAGAUACAAUAAUACUGCCUAGUGUACACAAGAAAACAACCAACUGAAGGAUUAUGCCUGUAUUUGUAGUAAACUAACGUCAUAAGGUAGAAAAUCAUACCUUUAGUUUGUAUUCCACUCUCCGGAGUGUUCGUUUGGAUCCCACGGAUUUGCGAAUACGUAUAGAGUAAGACUAUUAAAACCGGAUAUAUUCAAUGCGGUUUCACCCACCCCGGAUUUUAGUGGACGGGGAUUAAGAAAAUACCCCCCAUUCAUAACUAGAAUUUUCCAGUUAAGCUUGUUUGCAUUUUAUUUAAUCUAUACAGGAAACAAAAGCAAACCAGUGGCCGUGUGGGCGAAAAUCAACCACUUUCCAGUCUGUUUCCACGCCCGUGGACAAAAACCUGGAACAUUCCAUUACCUCGGGGACGGAAGACUAGUCGGAGCAAUGAAGCUUGUCUAUCAGAGAGGUUUCGUGCGCUGCGCGAGAAAACGCGUACAUAACAGUCGAUGGGGUUGUUACCAUCACGCAGAGUCCUUAAAACAUCCCCUCAACGUUCUGGUCACCGAUGCCGAUAACAACGUGGUAUAUCCCUCGGAGAAAUUUAUACAAAACACAGGCAUGUGGUAUUACCUUCCGUUUACGGAUGCUAAGUUCUCCAAGGAACUUGUGUUCACUGAUUACGCCAAUCCGUUUUACCUUGCUAAUCACACACAGAUUAGAAUUUGGUACGGAGAAGAUAUGAUGCAGUACAAGAAUUGUGAUAAUUUUGGCAGAGUUUGCGUUGAAGUUUGGGCUCAUCUUAUGUAA
Porites lobata is the source of this 2052-nucleotide messenger RNA. NCBI's taxonomy places the organism in Eukaryota, Metazoa, Cnidaria, Anthozoa, Scleractinia, Poritidae. The record is from the annotation of a GenBank genome assembly.